UUUUGGUCACUGAGAACUGCAUUCCAAAUCCGUAGCUCUUUUUCUGUUUUCCACCACCCCUGGCCUCACCCUAGCUGCAUCACCAUCUCGAUCUCAAUUCUCAUCUCCGAGCAGACCUUAAUUCUUCUCUUCUUCCCUUCCCAUCUCCAAACAAACCUUCUGCUCUUGAUUACUUUCCCCCUCUUUUCCUGCUAUGGCCACAAUAACAAACUUUUUAUCCAAACCACUCUCGUCUUUUGCCACUCUCCCUAGAAUCAAUCCUCUUUGCCUCCGCAGUUCCUUCUUACCCUUCGUGACUGAACCGAAGCCCCUACCCAAAAAAAAUAUCAGAAGUCGAACUCACUUCGUUACAAAGGCCACAGCCGCAUCUGGCACUAAAAAGGUUAAAGCCGAUGACAGAGUACGGCAAGUCCACAGCGUAGAAGAAUUCGAUGAAGCCCUCCGAAUGGCGAAAAACAAGCUCGUAGUGGUAGAGUUCGCGGCCAGCCACAGUUUCUACAGCAGUAAAAUCUACCCGUUCAUGGUGGACCUCAGUCGGACAUGCAGCGACGUAGAGUUCCUUCUGGUUAUGGGCGAUGAAUCAGGUAAGACUGAGGAACUUUGCAAGAGAGAGAAAAUUGAGAAAGUCCCACACUUUAGCUUUUACAAGAGCAUGGAGAAAAUCCAUGAAGAGGAGGGGAUUGGCCCAGAUAUGCUGAUGGGUGAUGUAUUAUACUAUGGAGAUAGCCAUUCGGCGGUGGAGCAACUACACAACAGGGAGGAUGUGGAGAAGUUGAUUGAAGAUCAUAAGGUGGAUCACAAGCUGAUUGUGCUUGAUGUGGGGUUGAAGCACUGCGGGCCUUGCGUUAAGGUGUAUCCGACGGUGCUUAAACUGUCGAGGCAGAUGACUGACUCUGUUGUUUUUGCACGCAUGAAUGGCGAUGAGAACGAUAGCUGCAUGCAGUUCUUGAAGGACAUGGACGUGGUGGAGGUGCCUACGUUUUUGUUCAUCAGAGACGGUGAAGUAUGCGGAAGGUAUGUGGGUUCGGGAAAGGGGGAGCUUAUUGGUGAGAUCCUUAGAUACCAAGGAGUUCGCGUGACAUAAUUCACUUUAAACGAAGUGAGGCAAAAUGAUCGAAUUAAUUUUGUUGAUUGUAUUGCAUUAUACAUGAUGAACCAGGAGAACUAAUAUAUUUCAAUAUACAUUUGAAUUCCUCAGGAAAACUCACGAAGGGGAUUGAUUCUAU
Molecule: messenger RNA, 1226 nt
Organism: Juglans microcarpa x Juglans regia
Lineage: Eukaryota; Viridiplantae; Streptophyta; Magnoliopsida; Fagales; Juglandaceae
Product: thioredoxin-like protein CDSP32, chloroplastic
Exons: 1
Coding region: 194-1084 (296 amino acids)
Molecular function (GO): oxidoreductase activity, acting on a sulfur group of donors, disulfide as acceptor
Source: RefSeq, a predicted model, not a curated record